Molecule: messenger RNA, 1365 nt
Organism: Chaetomium fimeti
Lineage: Eukaryota; Fungi; Ascomycota; Sordariomycetes; Sordariales; Chaetomiaceae
Exons: 12
Coding region: 1-1365 (454 amino acids)
Source: RefSeq, a predicted model, not a curated record
AUGGGCAUGGAUCCGCCGCCUCGUCGCCUUGCGGAGUCAAGGUUGUCUUCUACCUCAGCCCAACUCGAGCCGAAUGAUCUCUCGAUGCCCAUGGUCACGGAGAACGAGCGGGGACUAUUGGGAGCCUCAACGGAUGCGGGGAGCCUGAUCGUAGACCGACAGGGGCAGCGGUGCGAAAAUCCAGGAUGGGUAAUCGUCUGCCCGGACCGCAUGCGCCUGGCCACCUUCUAUGACUUCUGGCGCCGCCACCCAAACGAGUACGAGGACGAGUACGAGGACGAGUGCUAUAUUGUCAGUUCCGAGCCGGAGGAACCGGAACCCUGCACCGACGACGUCGAUUCGGACGCGACUCUGCCGACCAUGACGAUGCCGUACAAGGAAAAGUACACGACCCCUCCGGGUUCCGAUAGGCAACUCUGCCUAGACAACAGAGAGCUGAUGAACAGCAUGUGCAAAGGGAUUACGGAAGCGCGGAAAUGCAUCUCGACCAGAAUGAAGCUCACAUAUCGGCCCGACCUAUUCAGUACAAACAGACCGAAAAUGUGCCCCGACGGUUUCUGUGACGAGGCGAAUGUGCCAUGCCCCCCGGGCGACUCAUCGGGACCGUGUAACCCUUACGCCCACUUUGUAGACAUCCCGAGCGGAAGAGCGGGCGUUAAGUGGACCCAGACCUGUGACGAAUUCCCCUUUGCGAGGUCUCUCCAGGGCGGCGAGGGCACGGCCAUCUGCAUUCCCGGGUGGCAAAACUCAUUCCAGGGGUUCAACCUCAUGAGGCUGAGACGGGAUGUCGGAGAACGCAACGACUAUGUCGUCGAGCUCACAGGCUGGGACUGCGAGACAGGCAGGCCGACCGAGGGGUCUGCCCAAAACUGCGGGCUGGACGCUGCGUCAGCCGUCAAGAGGGACGACGACCUCGGCGGCGAGAGCCUAACCCAAGACGAUUUCUUCAGCGACAUGACCCCAGCCGGAGAAAACGCCCUGAUGAUGUUCCUCGGCGACGUGAACCCAGGCUCAUACACCUUCCACCUAACCCUCCGCACCGGCACCCUCACAUCCCUCCACGCCAUCUCCGGCGACGGCACCGAAAUCGAGACCUCUGUCACCGGCGGCAGCACCGAAGGCACCAGCCUCCAAGCCAGCCCCGCCAACCCCUACACCAUCACCCUCCGCGUGACAGAGCUCGCGUAUGACGUGUCGCUGUGGGCGCUGACGAUGGAGGAGCGCGUGGAGGUGGGGUAUAAUCUGACGUAUGCGGCUGCGGGAACGUCGGGGGCGGGGCCGGGGCGCGUCCAGUUUGUUGGGGGUGGACUUGGAGGGGGUAUUCCGAGCCGGGCGCCCCUUUUGGAGUUGGGGUUGAGUCUUUGA